GAAAAUCACCAUGAAAGUCACACGCAGCUGUGUGGAAAGCUCAAGUGCUCGUGCAGUUCUCAUCCUCGCGGCAGAAUCCAGCAGAAUGGCAGACCGCAAGGCCGUGAUCAAAAACGCCGACAUGGCGGAGGACAUGCAGCAGGACGCCAUUGACAGUGCCACCCAAGCGCUGGAGAAGUACAACAUCGAGAAGGAUAUCGCCGCGUUCAUUAAGAAGGAGUUCGACAAGAAGUACAACCCCACCUGGCACUGUGUGGUGGGCCGCAACUUUGGUUCCUACGUCACGCACGAGACGAAGCAUUUCAUCUAUUUCUAUUUGGGGCAGGCCUUGUCUCCCUUCUCCCUGAAAAUGCCGACCUUCAUUUCUUUCGUCACUUCCUUCACUUCCUUCUUCAUUUCCUUCUUGUCUUCCGUCUUGCCUUCCUUCUUGUUUUUCUUGUUCUCUCUUUUGGUUUCCUUUUUGGUUGCUUUGUUUGCCUUGUCUCGACCUUCGCUGCGAAACCGCCUCCCUGAGACAGAGCGCCGUUGCAGUAAGACACUGCGACAGCAGUCGGGGCUGAGCUGGGCCUACGUCGGAAGACGGCUGCCCAAGGAAAAAGUUGAGCUGGAUUUGUUGAAUGUGGAUAUUUAU
Molecule: messenger RNA, 631 nt
Organism: Cladocopium goreaui
Lineage: Eukaryota; Dinophyceae; Suessiales; Symbiodiniaceae
Source: the annotation of a GenBank genome assembly